AUGCUACGCGCGCCAUGGCUCGGGGCGCUAAUCCUCGCGACGAGCGGUGGGGUGUCGGUGCUCGCGGACUACCAGACGGUCGAAAUCUUCUCGGACGCUAACUGCAAGUCGAUUCCCUUUGUGGUCACUCUCGAAAUGACCAACACAACCUGCUCGAAGAGUGACACGUGCAGCGCCAUCGAAAUCAACAACUCGUCCUACUACUACGCGGAACGAUGCGCCACCGACCGGUUCGAAUACACGUCGCAGCUUUUCAGUGGCGCCAAGUAUCUCAUGAUUGACGGGUUCAAAGAAGAAGGGUGCGAGUCGUACGCAGGCUCCAACGUCUUCUUGGCCGCGGGCACCUGUCAGCUCGCUUCGUAUGUAGGUGCACGCAGCGAAAUCGCGACGCUCUUCAACGACGGAUCAGCGUACAUGACCAUUUACAACGACUCGGCGUGUGCCACUAAGGCGCAGACGUUCGACCUCAAAGCGUCAACUAUUCAAGAACACUCGUGUUAUCAGGGUUUCAACAAGUUUUAUACGUCAGACCACACAGGUAUCUUCACAGGAAGCGACAGCGGCAGUGGAUCCAACACCACAGCGACGUCGUCGUCGUCGCAUGACUCGGACAUGACUACCGGUGCGUUGUUUGGCAUCGUGGUGGCGUGCCUGGCUAUUGUGAUUCUACCCGCCCUACUGAUCUACUGGAAGAUGCGUCGCCCGAAGCGAAAGGAGAUGAAGGGCGGCCCUGACGUUAUUAACCGGGCGCGAACGCCCGACGUCGCGUUAGCGGUUAGUGACAAGCACGAGAACGAAGAGCGAUAUGUACCGGAGAUGUCACCCAGGAGUGACCAGAGAAGCACCUUAAGCUCGCACACGGGAGGGUCUGGCCAAGUGCUGCGUAGUAACGAGCUGAGAUGCGACCCUUUGCGUAGUGAUGAGCUGCGUGGUACUCCUCUCUAUCGUAAGGACGAGAAGAAACGACGGAGUGACGAGCCACGCAGUGGAAACAGGCUGCGUAGCGAUAGGUUUCGUGGCGAUUCGAUCGGCCGAAGCGGUCGCUUGCAUACGGACGAGCUGCGCUCUACGCCCGUACGAGGCAAUCGGAUGCUACGUCAGGAAGUGAGCAAGCCGAUUCAGACUGACCCCGUGCGUAGCGACCGUCUGAAGAAUGAACGUCAACGCAAGGAACGGCAACGAGAGCGACACCGCGGGGAUGAACCACGAAGCGACCGUAGCGAUCGCGAUCGAAUGCCUAGUGACCCGGUACGCAGUGACCGGAUGCGCAGUAUCGAGCUGCGUAGCCAUCGCACGCCUAGCGAUCCGAUACGGAGUGACAGGUCUGCGAAGCCUCAGCCCAUUCAUGCCCAACGACUGCGUGGGCCGGUCACGGCGGACAGCGUGUGUGAAGACGACGCCAUCUUGUCGUCUCGUAUCCCACGUGACAGCGUGUUUGUCGAAGACCUGAUAGGUCGCGGAGGGUAUGGAGAAGUGUACAAGGGUACGUAUGAAGGAAGAGCGGUAGCCGUGAAGAUGCUCUUCCCGGAGACGCGGAAGAGCACACGCCACGUGACGGAGUUCCUCACUGAAGUGAAGAUGAUGACCGUCAUGGAUCAUCCGCGCGUCGUGCAGUUUAUUGGCGUAUCGUGGAACAACUUGAUGGAUCUGUGUGUAGUCACUGAGUUCAUGGCCGGCGGCGAUCUGCGCGCGUGGCUGAGUGACCGCGCAGACAACGACAGUCCCGUGGGCUUUGACUUCGCCAAGGUGAAGAUCGCCACGCACGUCGUACACGCACUCGCCUACUUGCACUCUCUGUCUCCUUCAGUGAUCCACCGUGACUUAAAGUCUAGGAAUAUUUUACUCAGUGAGAACCAGGACGCCAAACUGGCGGACUUUGGCGCGUCUCGUGAACGGGUAGACCGUACGAUGACUGCAGGCGUCGGAACGUCGCUGUGGAUCGCGCCAGAAGUGAUGAUGGGCGAGCGAUAUGAUGACAAGGCGGACAUAUUCUCGUUCGGCGUGGUACUGUCGGAAUUAGACUCACAGCAGAACCCGUACGCCCACGCGAAGGACAAGAACCCGACGGGGCGCAAAAUGCCCGAGACAGCCAUCCUCCAGCUCGUGGCGAUGGGUAAACUACGCGUCGAGUUUUCUCCAGGUGCGCUAAAGGGAAUUGUACAGCUUGGCACGGCGUGUACAGCGAUUGACCCGACGAAGCGGCCGUCAGCAGCCGAGGCGUUCCGAAAGCUCCAGACGAUUCUGGCUCAAGAGGCCAGGAAAGCAGCCAACGCGAAAUGA
Molecule: messenger RNA, 2280 nt
Organism: Phytophthora infestans T30-4
Lineage: Eukaryota; Oomycota; Peronosporomycetes; Peronosporales; Peronosporaceae
Product: protein kinase, putative
Exons: 1
Coding region: 1-2280 (759 amino acids)
Biological process (GO): protein phosphorylation
Molecular function (GO): ATP binding; protein kinase activity
Source: RefSeq, a predicted model, not a curated record